This is a messenger RNA of Caenorhabditis elegans, 388 nucleotides long. RefSeq names its product FIP (Fungus-Induced Protein) Related (gene fipr-1). The transcript is spliced from 2 exons. Bases 43 to 270 code for a protein of 75 amino acids. Lineage: Eukaryota; Metazoa; Nematoda; Chromadorea; Rhabditida; Rhabditidae. The record is from RefSeq and is marked reviewed.
AUCAAUCAGCUUUUCUAGCUCAUUCUUCAAACUUCACUCAAAAUGAACGCUAAACUUCUCAUUCUUGUCUCUCUCCUCGUCAUCUGCGCUUUUGUUGCUGAGACUGAUGCUCAAUACUAUGGAUACGGAUAUGGAGGAUAUGGAUACCCAUCUUCCUAUUAUGGAUACGGUAGCUAUUACGGAUACGGAUACCCAUACUAUGGAGGAUAUGGAUAUUACGGAAAGAGAGAAGCUGGAUUUGGUCCAAGCCAACAACAAAAUAAUCAGUAGGGAACAUCUUACUACUGAGCCAUCGAACAUGCCGACCACAACUCAAGUACUGAUAUUAAUGACAAGGACAAUUUGAAUUUUAAAUCUUUGAAAAUGAAUAAAAUAUUUUGAUCGAUCA